AUGUAUAUAUACACAUACGAAACAAUAUACAAAGUCGGUGAUAAAUAAUAGGUGAAGGAUUUAUUGAUGAAACUUCAGGAUAUAUGUAACGGAUUAAAAGAUGAAAACGAAAUUAUUAUUAUGAAACAAUAUAGUCGCUAUGGAAAACGUUAUGCAAUUGCAUUUAUAAUAUUUGCUGUUUGCUGCUCAUUUUCUAUCACGAUAGCUAUGUUUUGGUCGAGUAUUCUGCAAAUUACUUUAGGAACAAAUGUAACUCAAUCACGUCGCUUGCCGAUUACUAUGGAGUACUUUAUUGAUCAAGAAAAGUAUUUUUAUUGGAUUUUGUUACAUAUCGGUGUGGCAUCAUUCAUCGGAACGAUUGUAAUACUAGGAAUAGGAUCAGUGCUUAUUAUGUAUGUUCUACAUAUCUGUGGUAUGUUUAGAAUUUCCAGUUAUCGUAUUAAACGCGCAAUGCACAUCAAUAUGCUAGAAAAUAUUAAACCGAGGAAAGAAAAUUUAAUGUUGAAAGGAAUAAUUAGUGCCGUAGAUAUUCAUCGACAAGCUAUAAAAUUAUCUAACUGUUUGGUAUCCAAAAUAGAGACAAUGAUGUUAUGUUUAAUAAUAUGCGGAGUACUCACUCUGAGUCUCAAUCUCCUUCGAAUUUUUCAGAUUGCUUCAUAUGGAGAUGAUGUUAAGGAAUUUUUAAUUCCUUUUAUACUUAUUAUUAUCGAUAUCGUAUACAUGUUUAUAGCUAAUUAUUUGGGACAGAAUAUAACAGAUCACAAUAAUGACGUCUUUGCUACCGUGUAUGACGUUCAAUGGCAUGUAGCACCUUUACAUAUACAAAAAGUAAUACUGUUUCUGUUGCAAAGAGGUACCAAAGAUUUCACUAUAAGCAUUGGUCGAUUAUUCGUCGCAUCAUUAGAGUGUUUUACUACGUUGGUGAAAACUUCAGUCUCUUAUUUUACUGUUGUGUAUUCAACGCAACAAUAA
Messenger RNA from Camponotus floridanus (Florida carpenter ant), 972 nucleotides. Its product is annotated as odorant receptor 47a-like. Gene Ontology annotation, cellular component: plasma membrane. Gene Ontology annotation, biological process: sensory perception of smell; detection of chemical stimulus involved in sensory perception of smell. Gene Ontology annotation, molecular function: olfactory receptor activity; odorant binding. The transcript has 7 exons. Lineage: Eukaryota; Metazoa; Arthropoda; Insecta; Hymenoptera; Formicidae. The coding region runs from base 67 to 972 and encodes 301 amino acids. The record is from RefSeq and is a predicted model, not a curated record.